Messenger RNA from Aspergillus clavatus NRRL 1, 1677 nucleotides. Its product is annotated as MFS transporter. NCBI's taxonomy places the organism in Eukaryota, Fungi, Ascomycota, Eurotiomycetes, Eurotiales, Aspergillaceae. Gene Ontology annotation, molecular function: transmembrane transporter activity. The transcript has 3 exons. Gene Ontology annotation, biological process: transmembrane transport. Bases 1 to 1677 code for a protein of 558 amino acids. The record is from RefSeq and is a predicted model, not a curated record.
AUGUCCCUCCGCGAUGCAAGGGCCAGUAGCUCCUCGUCCGCUUCAUCCGAACUUCACGAUGCUCCUACCUUUCAGAAUAUCCGCGCAGACCCUAUCAGUCGAUGUCAGACAAAUAUCGACCUCGCCCGAGUAGAGACGCUCCGUUUAGCGCAGAGAUCGACGGUCGGAUCUUCUGCGGGACCAGCGCCUCGCGAUCAAUGGCUUCCCUUUGGCGAUGGAAAGGACUAUCCUCCAUUACUCCCCGACCCAGAGAAGUAUGUCGUCGGGUUCACGGGGGUGGAUGACCCCAUGCACCCGCAUAAUUGGCCAACAAGGAGAAAGGUGCUUUAUUCCUCGGUCCUGGCUUAUAACACCUUCACCGCGUCAUUUGCAAGCGCCAUCUUCUCAUCCGCUGUUGGCGCCAUCUCGAAGAACUUCCACAUCAGCACAGAAGUCGCGACACUCGGUGUCACGCUGUAUGUCCUGGGCUUCUCCGCAGGACCAACGAUCUGGGCUCCUGCCUCGGAGCUGAUCGGACGACGAUGGCCGAUCACCAUAGGCAUGAUCGGCUACAGCAUCUUUACCAUUGGCAGUGCGACAGCCAAAGAUACCCAGACCCUCUUCAUCACUCGAUUUUUCGCAGGACUGUUUUCCGCCAGUCCGUUGGCCAUCGUGCCCGCCGCGUUCGCUGAUAUGUACGACAAUAGCCACCGAGGCAUAGCAAUCGCAAUGUUCGCCAUGGCCGUCUUCGUGGGCCCCUUCGCGUCCCCUUUCACUGGAGGUUUCAUCACCAUGAGCUACUUGGGUUGGCGGUGGACCAUGUACAUCUCCGCCAUCAUGGGCUUCCUGGGUGUUGUUCUCCUGAUUUUCUUCUUCAAGGAAACAUACGCGCCAAUUGUGCUGGUUGAAAAGGCAGCAACGCUGAGACGCCAGACCCAUAAUUGGGGUAUCCACGCCAAACAGGAUGAGGUCGAGCUGGACAUCAACGAGCUCAUUACCGUCAACUUCAGCCGGCCAUUCCGCAUGCUUCUGACUGAGCCGAUCGUGUUCCUCGUCACCAUAUACAUGUCAUUCAUAUAUGGUCUCAUGUAUGCCCUGCUAGGGGCGUACCCAGUCGUGUUCCAGCAUAAACAUGGCAUGAACCUAGGCGUGGGUAGUUUACCGUUCAUUGGCCUGAUCGUCGGCGAAUUCGCCGGCGGAAUCUAUACCAUGUUAGACUCCAGGAACUAUGUGCGCAAACUGCGAGCCAACAACGACAUGCCCAUUCCUGAAUGGCGACUGCCUCCCGCCAUCGUCGGGGGAAUCGCAUUCACCAUUGGCUUGUUCUGGUACGGGUGGACGGGCUGGACCAGGUCGAUCCACUGGAUGGCCCCGACAGCGUCGGGAGUGUUUACGGGCUUCGGAAUCUAUGUCAUAUUCCUGCAGUGCUUCAACUAUCUGGUCGAUUCGUAUCUUCAAUUGGCCGCCUCGGUCUUUGCCGCUAACACCAUCCUGCGAUCGGCUGUGGGUGCCUGUUUCCCUCUUUUCUCUCGCCAGCUUUUCACAAAUCUCGGAGUACAGUGGGCAGGAACACUGCUCGGCUGUCUGUCUUUCAUCAUGAUUCCGAUCCCGCUGGCUUUCAUGAAGUGGGGACCUGCUCUGAGGCAGCGGAGCAAGUUUGCACCAUCCCCUGCUGUGUUCGAGGAGAAGGUAGCAUGA